AUGGCCAUGCAUCAAACACAAAAAGAAAGCAAGAUCUGCAAUACACUCUCACAACUUGGAAGCCUGAAAAGCUAUGCUAGGAAUGGAAACUUGGACAUUCGGGAAUACCUCAAAAUAUACCUUGGAGCAGACAAGAAGGCAGCCUUGAAGGAUGCUGCACCUAAAUAUAUCGAAGAACACUACCCAAAAGCCUACAAACAGGCCUACUCCUUACCGGAGGGGUACAUCCUAAAUAAUCGAGAAUUCAAUACCCAGAAGAAAAGUUCGGACAUUCACUUGCCACAGGAAUCAGUUUCCAUGGUGUUCAAUGCACUAAAAGACGCAUUUCGGCAUGUGCCUUCCCUUACAAUAUUCGAGUAUGCAUUCACUGACACCUUGCUCAAGGGCAUCGAUAAAAAAAAGAGAAAGGAAUUUAUCGACAACUUGAAAGUUCCCGUAGAAGCCCUGGAAUCUGGUGAUCAUGAUGUCUUCGGCAUUGGAAUAUUUGGGAAGGACAUCGUGGGAAUAUUCUUUCAGAUUAAGGCAACAACUUCCAAAUCAAAUCAAAAAACAUUUUUAAAGCGUCUUGAGGAAGCCACAAAACAAAUUAAGAAAGACCUUACUGUUUUCUGCACGAUGUGUGGUGAGUUCCUGAAUGGUAAUGUGAAGUUAGCGGGUUUUGCCGCCUUCCCAAUGCUUUCAAAGUCAGAUUUGAAAAAACUCAUGAAGUCCAAAGAUUGUACGGAGCGAAUCCUCACCUCAGAUGACCUUCGUAAUGAAAAAAGUUUUCAGUCGUUUUUUAAUGAAAACAAGAUCGAAUUGAAGGAGUUCGAUAAUCCUGAGCCCCUAGUAAUGCAGAGUUUCAAGGACAUCUUCGACCUCUACAUUUGUGCAGCAUCAGCUGUGAACAUCCCGCGCAACCCCACAGAUUCUCCACGCAGAGGAGAGCUGAACGCCUGA
This is a messenger RNA of Darwinula stevensoni, 939 nucleotides long. The record is from the annotation of a GenBank genome assembly. Lineage: Eukaryota; Metazoa; Arthropoda; Ostracoda; Podocopida; Darwinulidae.